AUGCUUUUCCUACUGAGCGACAGAGCAGACGGUCUCUCCCUCGUUGACUUCACCUCUGGUGCCUCUCCUGCCCCUGCUGCUGAUGCUGACGCCACUGUUCGCUCACAGUGGGCCACGCGCGAUGCUGCUGCCCGCCUUGCUGUGCGCCGCCACUUGCCGACCACUGAGCGUGCGCACUUUAGCCAGUACAAGAGUGCUAAGACCUUGUACGACGCUGUAGUUGCUCGCUACUCUUCCCCUGCCACUGCUGCGCUUAGCCGCCUCAUCCUACCGUACCUCUUCCCUGACCUCGCCGCUUUUCCCACUGUCGCUGACCUCAUUACGCACCUUCGCACUAGUGACACUCGCUAUCGCACUGCGCUUCCUGCUGAGUUCUGCGCCAAGAACCCCCCCCCAAUGUACAUCACCCUCUACUACAUAGUCACCCGGCUCCCUGACACCCUUCGCCCGGUUAGGGACCACUUCCUCUCUGUUUGCCCCACCACCCUCACCGUUGACCUCCUCGAGGAGCGCCUUCUAGCGGCAGAGAAGAGCAUAGUCGCUGUAGCGGGAGACGCCGCCCUGGCAAGGGCAAGGGGGGCAAGGGUGCUGGAGGGGCUGGAGGGGGCGGUGGAGGCGGAGGUGGAGGUGGUGGAGGGGGUGGGGGUGGUGGUGGUAGUGGUGGCGGGGGUGGGGGCGUCGGUGGCGGGACUGGAGGUGGAGGUGGAGGCGGCGGUGGCGGUGGGAGCGGAGGUGGCGGAGGUGGCGGUACUGGAGGAGGUAGCGGCGGAGGCGGUGGAGCUGGUCGGGGUGGCGCUGCGCAGAGGGUUGGCUCCGGUGGUGCUUCGUGAGUGGUACGCUGCUCGUCAGCGGGGCGGGGGUGCUGGCCCCUGUACCUACGUUCUCCGUACCGGCGACCGGGCGGGUGAGCAGUGUGGGGGCGCGCACUCCACCCAGCGCUGCUUCGGCCGUCUGACGGACGCGUGGCGCCACCAGUUCCCCGACGCUACUGAGAUCCCUCGCUGGGGCGAGCUGUCUAGGGCGGGUGUUGCGAUCUAUGAUCUUGAUUAUGAUGCUAUUCUUGCUGCCAUGUAUGCUGUGACUAUUAGUGAUGAGGGUGACUGUUACCGGUGUUUUCCGCCUGACCCAGGCAUAGCAGCUGCUGCGCUUGGUACUUGUGAGGCUGCUGCUCUAGGUGCCAGUGCGUCUGCCGCCCCAGGUGCCGGUGAGUUUGCGCUCUCAGGUGCUGCGUCGUCACCGGACACCCACACCUUCACCCUUGACUCGGGUGCUUCCCGCUCCUUCUUUCGAGACUGCACCACUCUCACGCCGCUCAGUCGGCCUGUUGCAGUCUCCCUGGCAGACCCCUCUGGGGGUCCUGUCCUUGCCCACUACUCCACUGUCCUACCGUGUCCAGCGGUCCCGUCUGGCUCCCUGUCGGGUCUUUACCUCCCCUCGUUCUCUACGAACUUGGUGGCGGGUGCUGACCUCCAGGAUGCAGGAGUUGACCAGUUCACCCCUGCGCGUCAGCGGGUGACCCACUGCACGUGUGCGGACACGGGCCGACACUUGGCCACGUUUGCCCGUCGGCCGGGGUCGAGCCUGUACACACUGACUACUAGGUCUCCUCCAGUCACUGGGUCCGCUCAGGUAGCAGCGUCGGGUCAGGUGUUUGCUGCGGCGUCCAGGUCUGGUCCUGAGUCUGCCCCCUGCUCGUGUCGUCUCCUGUCCCACCAGACUCUUCUUUGGCACCACCGUCUUGGUCACCCCUCCCUGCCUCGUCUUCGAGGCAUGGCUUCCCGUCUUCUUGUCUCUGGCCUCCCCCGGUCCCUCCCUCCUCUUCCUCCGGGGCCUGCCCCCACCUGCGUUCCCUGCGUCGAGGGGCGGCAGCGCGCUGCCCCUCACUCCUCCGAGUUUCCUCCGACAGAGGCUCCACUGCAGACGCUUCACAUGGACGUGUGGGGCCCAGCCCGCGUCCGUGGCCAGGGUCAGGAGCGUUACUUCCUGCUGGUGGUUGACGACUACUCGCGUUACACCGCACUCGUCUCCAACUCAGCACAGGAGAGUUUCGGCUCCGACUUUCCUGUUCGGCGUCUGCACUCCGACAGAGGCGGAGAGUUCUCCUCUGACCUUCUGCGGGCCUUCUGUCGUGCACGAGGCAUCCGCCAGACCUUCACGCUUCCGGACUCUCCACAGCAGAAUGGGAUUGCUGAGCGCUGCAUUGGCAUGAUCAUGGACGUCGCUCGUACGUCCAUGAUCCAUGCGGCUGCCCCCCAUUUUCUGUGGCCGUUUGCGGUUCGGUACGCGGCGCAUCAGAUCAACCUUCAGCCCAGGGUCUCCAUGCCGGAGACCUCCCCAUCUCUGCUGUGGACGGGGAAGGUUGGCGAUGCGUCUGCGUUCCGUGUCUGGGGAUCUCGGGCGUUUGUCCGCGACUUGUCUGCGGACAAGCUGUCCCCUCGUGCUGUUCCCUGCGUCUUCCUUGGCUUCCCCCCUGACGCGCCAGGCUGGCAGUUCUACCACCCCACCUCGCGCCGUGUUCUGUCCUCCCAGGACGUCACCUUUGACGAGUCGGUUCCCUACUACCGUCUCUUCCCCUACCGCACUGCGUCCCUCCCUCCCCCGCCGCUCUUCCUUGUGCCAGGUCCCCCCCCGGUAGACCCCCUCCCCCCUCAGGGUCCUGCCCCCUCAGGUGUGUCCCAGGUAGACGCAGUCGAGCCUGUUGAGGUAGCUGUUGACUCUGGUGCUGCUGGUGGUGCUGAGCCUGGGGGUGCUGGGUCUGGGGGUGCUGAGCCUGGGGGUGCUGAGCUUGGGGGUGCUGAGUCUGGGGGUGCUGAGCCUGGGGGUGCUACGACUGGGGGUGCUGAGCCUGGGGGUGCUACGACUGGGGGUGCUGAGCCUGGGGGUGCUGAGCCUGGGGGUGCUACGACUGGGGGUGCUGAGCCUAGGGGUACUACGCCUGGAGGUGCGGAGCCUGAGGGUGCUGAGCCUGCUUGUGUGGCGUCUGACCAUACUGGGCCUGGAGGUUCUCCGGGUGCUUCGACUCGGCGGGAGCUCCUCUCUCCACAGGAGCUGCGUGAGUGGUUUGCCCGGCGCUGGAGGCGUGCUGCUGGAGCUGGCGGUGCUACGGACGCUGGUGGGUCUGCUGCUGCUGAGGGUGCUGGUGCAGAGGGUCCCAGAGGUGCUCGUACAGGGUGUACUGGAGCUGCUGGGCCUACGGGUGCUCCUCCUGCUGGAGCUGGUGGUGCUCCUAGCGUUGGUGCUGCUGUUGCUCCUGGAGCUGGACCUGCUGCGUCUUCUGGUGGUCUGUCUGGAGCUGGAGCUAUUGGGGGUGUUGGCAGUGGCGGUGCUACUGGCGCUGGUGCUUCUGGGGGUGCUGGAGUUGGCGCUGCUGGAGCUGGGGGUACUCCUGGUGCUGGUGCUGCCGUUGGGGGUGCUGGUGCUGUUCCUGCUGGCACUGGUGGAGCUGCGCGGCCACGGCCGUACUUCGUUCCGCUCCUUGAGCAGGUUCUUGGUCUUCCGUCCUCUCUUGGUCCUGCUCCUGGCUUAGAGUGUCCGCCUCCUGUCCAGUCUGAGUCACAGUUACAGCCAGCCUCCCCGCUUCCUUCUCCUUCUCCCUACACUGGUCCUACUGGAGGUCUUGCUGAGCGUCGUGAGCCUGCGUCUCGCCCUGCGUCGCCUGUCCGUGCUGCUCGCACUAGUGGUCGUGGUUCGCGUCAGCGUCCUCCCCCUGUCCCCGGCACGCACCGGAUGUCUCUGCGUCCUUCCACUGCUCCACUGCGUGCCCCUUUGCCUUCUCCUCCCGCGUCCUCUCUUCCUGCACUUCCUGACCCGGAGUCGGACUCCCUUCGUGCUGCGCGUCCUACUGUCACGCGUCUCCUUGCUACUGUCGUCACUGACCCUUCCUUUGAGUCUACUGCUGCGUCUGCCCUAGUUGCUGAGCUUGUCGACUUCGCUGCUCGCUGUCGCCUAGACUACGCUGCCAGUCUCGUCGCUGAGUCUGAGUCUGUCUGUCCUCCGUACGUCGGGGGUGAGUGUGCUCUUGGCACGGACGUCCUUGAGGACAGGCAGGAGGAGUUCCAGUGCUUGGCUGCUGCUUCACCUCAUCUCGUGUCCAUGCUGCUUGCCCCUGAGGGAGACCCGGAUGCACUUGACAUCCCGACUCCGCGCUCUUACGCGGAGGCGAUAGAGGGUCCCUACUCCUCUCAGUGGCAGGCAGCCAUGGACGCAGAGAUGGCUUCCUGGAAGUCCACAGGCACCUACGUUGACGAGGUUCCCCCGCCUGGGGCGAACAUCGUCAGUGGCAUGUGGAUUUUCAGGGUGAAGCGGCCGCCGGGUUCUCCGCCUGUCUUCAAGGCGCGUUACGUGGCUCGUGGCUUCAGUCAGCGGCAGGGAGUUGACUACUUUCAGACCUUCUCUCCCACCCCGAAGAUGACUACUCUUCGGGUACUGCUGCACAUAGCCGCUCACCGAGACUACGAGCUGCACUCUCUUGACUUCAGCACUGCUUUCUUGCAGGGCAGCCUGCACGAGGAGAUCUGGCUGCGCCGCCCACCUGGCUUCACUGGGACUUUUCCUCCUGGCACCCAGUGGAGCCUCCGGCGGCCAGUCUACGGUCUCCGCCAGGCGCCUCGUGAGUGGCACGACACACUGAGGACUACACUUGCGGCUCUUGGGUUUGCUCCUUCUACUGCCGACCCGUCGCUGUUUCUGCGCACCGACUCUUCCUUGCCGCCGUUCUACAUCCUCGUGUACGUCGACGACUUGGUCUUUGCUACAGCUGACACUGUUGGACUUGCCUACGUGAAGUCCGAGCUGCAGAAGAGACACACGUGCACAGACCUGGGUGAACUGCGCAGCUACCUUGGCUUGCAGAUCACCUGGGACAGAGCACAGCGCACCAUUACCCUGACUCAGUCACACAUGGUGCAGCAGGUCCUUCAGCGCUUCGGCUUCACGUACUCCUCGCCUCAGGCCACUCCUCUGCCUACUCGCCACUCGCUCUCAGCUCUGCCUUCGGAUGAGUCCGUAGAGUCGAAUGGCCCGUACCCAGAGCUUGUUGGCUGCCUCAUGUACCUGAUGACCUGCACUCGACCUGACCUAGCAUACCCUCUUAGCAUUCUGGCACGCUAUGUUGCUCCUGGGAGACACAGACCAGAGCACAUGGCUGCAGCGAAGAGGGUGUUGCGCUACUUGUGCAGUACGUCGGGUAUGGGGCUUGUGCUUGGAGGGCAGAGUCCAGUGGUCCUCACUGGUCACGCAGACGCUUCUUGGGCAGACGACCAGGCUACGCAGCGGUCGUCACAGGGUUACACCUUCAGCCUUGGGGCCAUGGCUGCACAGGAGUUACGCUGGCUCACCUACCUGCUGACUGACCUCGGAGAGCCGCCUCGUUCUCCUCCAGUGCUGUACGUAGACAACAAGGCCAUGCUGGCCUUGUGUCGGGAGCACAGACUGGAGCACAGAACGAAGCACAUCGCUCUUCGCUACUUCCUUGCUCGUGAGCUGCAGCAGCGUGGUCAGCUGCGCCUUGCUUACGUGGCCUCUGAGGCCAACACUGCUGAUAUCUUCACUAAGGCACUCGCGCCUUGUGAUCAUCAGCGCUUCUGUACUCUGUUAGGUCUUGUGCCUACCUUGCCUCACUUGCUUACUUCUUGA
Messenger RNA from Closterium sp. Yama58-4, 5634 nucleotides. Lineage: Eukaryota; Viridiplantae; Streptophyta; Zygnematophyceae; Desmidiales; Closteriaceae. The record is from the annotation of a GenBank genome assembly.